Molecule: messenger RNA, 918 nt
Organism: Sphaeroforma arctica JP610
Lineage: Eukaryota; Ichthyosporea; Ichthyophonida
Exons: 4
Coding region: 53-466 (137 amino acids)
Biological process (GO): protein dephosphorylation
Cellular component (GO): protein phosphatase 4 complex; nucleus; cytoplasm
Molecular function (GO): protein phosphatase regulator activity
Source: RefSeq, a predicted model, not a curated record
ACAGGUUGUGUUGAAGUUACAAGGUGACAAUCCGAGAGAUGUUGCUGAAGCCAUGAAUACAAUCGAAGGCCCAUUAUGCUUGUUUACAAACGCCCCGUUCACGAUACAAAGGAUAUGUGAAUUGCUAUGCGAGCCGGAUCGUUAUUAUAAAGACCCCCUCAAGUUUUUACGAGGGUUUGAGAAGCUGGUUAGGGUAAACAGUAUGGUACCAGUGUCAACAACACCGGACGUCUCUACGUCAGGAAUGAGUCAGGUGCCUGAGCAGGGCAACCGCACGCCUGCGGCCGUUUGGGUACCGACGACUGUUACGAAUAGUAUUACACCAAAUGUGGACACACUACUUAGUAAUAAUACGCUCACACCACUGGCUGAUACAACCGCUGUAGACAAUAGUACAUUUACAGCGGACGCACAAUGCGAAAUGGCCGUGGUCGAUGAAGGUGGACCCAAAGAAAUGGAAGAGUGAAGACUUGUAUAUAUUCUGCGCUCUCUUUUUUUAUCUAACUCUCGCUAUCAACAAAAGUUCUUGAACUCUUCCCCCUAUAUUGUCGAAGUCCUCUUCUUCAUUAUUCACGCGAGCUGCAUCGUCUUCGAGAACUUACGGACCUUGAAUUUUCGAGCUCGACUGUGCUUCCUGUGUGCAAGUGGGUGGGAGAGCACUCUUGGCAGAAAUCGGCAGAGAAAUAUUCCGACACGUACGUGCAAAUGAUUCGAAGAGCCGUACAUUGAGAAAAUUAUUAACUACCUCAUAUAUUCCCAUACAACCCCGGCUUGUGCAUAUGCAAUAUCGAUAGUAGUGCGUAUGAGCUUGUAUCGACAGGUCAAUUAAAAUUCUGACAACAGCCUCUCUUGAGCCUCUAUUGAAAAGAAAAUAGUAAUAAAAAAAAGUAUGUAUUACGAAGUUGUAAACUUCCCAAC